ACGCACCAAACCAUUUUUUGGGGGCAACAAGAUACUUCUCUCUUUGCCAUGUGGCGGUGCCCACGCUGUUUCACUCGACUUUCAGCGGCUCCCCUACGGAGCAGCCAUAUGAGACUCCGCGCGCCAUCUCGUCCGGGUUGUCAUCUCUGUGCUACGUCUCAUGUUGUCGGCAGUGCCUGAUGAUGUCAUUAUUUCUUUCAGAUAGAUCUGCGCUCUGCCGACGACGCAUCGCAUCUCUCGAGGUGACGAGACUCACUCUGCAAACGUGCGUCCGCAGCCGCUUCACAAACUUGGACCUCUGCCUCUCUGUUCGUGGCGAGCAAAACACGCCCAGGCUCCUCUCCAGCUCCUGCACUAACCUCUGUCACAUGCUGACUGAACGAUGAGGCGGACGGUGGCGUGAGACCGCUGAGGGACUUCACAGCCCUGAACUAUUACUAAACUGUCACCAAAUCAACUUUCCCCCCGCUGGUGAAGAUUUGUUUGCCCGUUCUAUGUGGAAGCGCGCUGGGAAUAACUGGAGUGCGCACACCUUUUUAAUUUAUCUGCGUCUAUUAUUUCACCUGGACUGAUCCGCCCGUCCAAAAGCCAAGACAGGUCCGACUCGGAGGGAUGCACAAGCGAGCGCGAUGCUCUGCUUUCUAGCCUGCUUGUCGUUGCUAACAUAGGGGCCGAAAAGAUGGGAUUGUGAGCUAUGUGGAGUCGCUCCUGAGCACCGAGUCGCUGCUCUCCGCUGGUAUAUGAAGAGCAGUCCGAGGAUGGCGGGCGUAAACCGGGAGGCGCCCGUGAACUCCUCUCCGGCGGUGGCGUCCAACGCGGAGGGCGAAGAGAUCGAGGUUUUGGAGAGCACCGAUGUUCUCCCCGUGGCUCCAGAGGACCAAUGGAAGUCUCUGUUUGACAAGUAUGACCCAGAGGAUUCGGGCUUCAUCAGUACGGAGCGGUUCAGGGACCUGCUGGCGACCCACGGCUCUGAGCUUGACCCCCACAAACUGGAAGUCCUGUUGGCCCUCGCCGAUGGCAACGCCGACGGGAAGAUCUGCUACCAAGACUUUGUCAACCUGAUGAGCAACAAGCGCUCCAACAGUUUCCGGAGGGCCAUCCUGCAGGGGAGCAGGCAGCUAAAAGGCUGCAGUCUCAGAGAUGAGGCGGGCUUGGGGCUGUCUCAACGGCUGGUCCGACACGUGGCCUACGAGACGCUGCCCCGCGAGGUCGACCGCAAGUGGUACUUCGACAGCUACACCUACUGUCCCCCACCCUGGCUCAUCCUGGCUAUUACCAUUGCUGAGGUAGCCGUGUUCAUGUACUAUGGGCUCCAGCUGGACCGCUUGGUCCUGCAGGUCUCCAGCCCGUCCUUCCUGAAGAGCCCCUUACCUUACCACCCGCAGCUACGAGCCCAGGCCUGGAGAUACCUCAGCUACAUUUUCAUGCACACUGGACAUUUUUUUUUCUGUGAUGCGAAUGACACAAGAACGUCCUCAUUUGUUUGUUUAGCUGAAGCGUGUUCCUCUAUCCCCACUACAGGGUCUCUGGCGGUGUCUGUCACCGACAUGACGGCUCCAGUGGUCGGCUCAUCCGGGGGAGUGUACGCUCUGGUCUCAGCACAUUUGGCCAAUGUGGUGAUGAAUUGGUCGGGAAUGAAGUGUCAGUUUAAGUUAUUCCGGAUGGCCAUGGCUCUGGUUUGCAUGAGCGUAGAGUUUGGUCGGGCGGUGUGGCUGCGGUUCUAUCCACCGGCCUUUCCUCCGUGCCCCAAUCCCAGCUUCGUAGCUCACCUGGGAGGGGUGAUGGUUGGCCUGACGCUGGGUGUGGUGGUCCUGCAGAACUACGAGCAGCGGCUUCAGGAGCAGUCCCUGUUUUGGAUCUUCUUGUGCGUCUACACCUUGUUCGUGCUCUGCGCUGUCUUCUGGAACAUCUUUGCCUACAGCUUGCUCGACGUGCGACUGCCCCCGCCGCCUUGACUUGCUUGUUAAAGCCAGACUGCGCACCGCAUCCCCCUUUAUUCAUGACCGCCUGGCUGGAUGAGUCACCUCAGCCUAAGCCUCACCGUGGGGUCGUCUGACAGCCCCCCUCAUCCUACAUCCAGCUAUCUGAUGCAGGGAUGCACUUGACAUGGAGCAGCCCUUGUUGUCGGUCCCGUCAUACCUUUUUCAGCCCACUUGUUCCCUUUUCUGGUUGAGCCUCACAAUUGUUUCCGCUUACCAUGCAAGCUAACCUUGUCUUGCUCUUUGUCUACAUCUCUGUUGGACGUUUGUCCUCAAGCGUAUCAGUCGGUGGGACUUUUGUUGCCAGCACAAUGACAAAUGAGAAGCCUCGAAUCUAACUCAACAGAAACAAGCAGGAACAGUCCUGUCCACAUGGCUUCACCUUCUCGGCCUCCUCCUCCUCAAUCCAACGGUGCCUUCUCAUGGAGAUGUCAGCCUGAUGAAAGUAUUUCUGCACAGUUGCCUCUUAUGUGGGCUGAUAGCCGUAGAACCCUGCGGUUGCAAUUGGUUUUCAGACAGAAGAGUUCCUGAAAAUCCUGUAAUCUGCCUGCACCCUCGUCAUCAGUAAAUUAAGAAUAAGGUCACAUGAGAAUUUAGGCUUAGUUGGUGUUUUGUCGUCAUUACAAGCAGCUCAUACGCAUGAGUGAUUUAGAUUACGCAGACAGCAGGCUAAACAUCUCCGCGUUUGUAGGGAAAGCAUGGAGUAUAUAGGCUACAGCAACCUUUAAAAGUUGAAUCUACCUUUGAAGGAAGUGUGGGUUGAUUUUGUGGCACUUCCCCAGGGAAGGAUUCAUUUGUGUUCAGCACUAUUUCAACCUCAAACUUGUGUCUUUUGACUUCUUUUUGUGUGCAAGUAGUGGGACAAUUAUACGAUUGUGCGUACAGAUUAGUAAAAGAAAAAAAGAAAAAAAGAAGCAGAAGUGCCAUUUAGACUAAGCUUUUGAAAAUGAUGCCAAAACAUUGCUACAAGCACUGGGGGGAGCACAUCCCCUGACAGGAAUUGCUUUUGUGCAAGCAAAACAAAUCUUUGUCCCUAAGGGGUCGGUCAUAUACAGAAAAUGUUACUGAUCUGUAAUUGAUCUCUCACACCCUUUUUGUCAUUUUGUUGUGCCUUCUGGGCAUUUGCAGUGAUUUUUGUGAUUGGUUAACAAUAGCAAAGAAGUUGAGAGGUGGUGAAUUAAAGUGGGAUUACACUAAUAAAACAUUCAGCAGUGGGGACAGACCCACUUUCUUUCUGUCUUUUUCUCAUUACCAAAUGUAGAAGAGCACACAUGCCUGACCUCGACUACAUCCAGGCUGGGGUCGUUUCACUCCCAUAUCAGUAGGCAAUGGGGGGAAGAAGUAAAUCAAUGCUCCCUCAUUAGUUCCUGUCACAACGUAAAUUGUUAAUUGAUUGAACCGGGAUGGAAAACGACCCCAGUCCUAAGCUGUCAGUCUCAAACGGUACUGUACUUUAACCUCAUGUUACGCUGGUAACUGCUUCGCACAAACAUUGUUAUAAUGUAAUUAUAUACAGAUUAAUAUUUUAUCAUGCAUUUGCUGUUGAUUUUUCUUUUAACUUGGUGAUAUUGGUAUGUUGUGUGAAUUGCUUGGUCGGUCUGCAUUGUGAUAUGCUAGCUAUAUCCUGUUUGUAUCAUAUUUAAAAGUUGGUUCAAGAUGGUCUGGGGUUGUAUAUAAUAAGGGCACAAAAGUGAGGGAGGGGUAAAUCGCUGAUAGUAUUUUAACAUCGUGCAUAUUUUGUAGAUUUGAUAUGUACAUACUGGAGUACAUUAAACACUUUUAUACAGAAACAAAAUAUGAUUUCUUUGGAUUCUGCUCUCAUUUAUAUUAGUGUGAACUCAUGUCACGCAUGCUUGCACGCACACAUACAAGUUGUAUUCAAUAUUCUUCUUGCGACAGGAAUUCCUCCCCUAUUGUGCGAAGACAAGCGCUCAGACCAAGCAGGUUUGCAGUUUGAAACCAGAUUAGCUUCAAGGGGUAAGAGCCUUUGUGAAAAAAGCAGACGUCAAAGUGAUCAAUGGUAUGUGCGAGCAUACAAGAAUCAGCCAUAAUUCUUUCAGAGAGGGGACUCCUUAAGCUGUAACCGAAAGUCUUCUCUGUCUAGCCGGUAUAACCAUGUGGAGAGUAGCGGUUUUGAAGGCGUACAAUGGAAAAUUCAUUAGGCGGCCAAGGAAAGCUGCCUCAGUUGUGUUCCCCCUUCAUAAAUCUCCAAUUCCAGAGGUAAUCACAAGAGAAGACAAGUGAAGCUGCAGGGAAGGAAACAUCUGUGCAAUUGCAUUUGUAGUGUCUCCGCAUUUAUGCUGCCUGCUGAGAGCGGCACUUGUUACAAUUUGGCCACAUUUUAAGUUGCAUUUCAAGUCUUUUUAGGUUACAUGCAAGAAGCAGACUUAGGAUGACAGUUGACACACAACUAUUACCGAUGUUUCUAACAAGCUGAUGGUGAUGCCGGUGUGUGUGAGAGUGGCAUGGUUGGUGGCGUACUUUAACCAUUUUGUCACCAUAUUCUGCCAACAUGUGUGAGUGCUAUCUUUGCAGUGUAUCGCAUGCAUGUCUAUGUGUGUGCACAUGCGUAGGAUCAGUGUACUCGGUUAAAAUGCAAUUCUUUCAUCUUUUACUAUUUUGGACAUGAAGAUGAGACUGUGCCUUGGCCAGUUCAGUGGUAUCUUGUAUUUAUAGGGCACAGGCAUUUAUGACACUAUGUGGCCAAACGUAUGUGGACACCAGUACAAUACAUUACAUUACGUGUGUGAUUUUGAACAUCUCAUUGUGACGCUAUGGGUUAAUAUACAGUCUGGCUGCAGGGUCACGCUCCCAUUUAUCCACAUUAGUGAGGUUGCUGUCACAAUGUAUCCCAAAGGUGUUGGAUGGGGUUGAGGUCAGGGAUCUGUGCAGGCCAAUAAAGGUCUUCCACACCUAGGGAGACCAUUUCUUUAUUGACCCCUGUUUGUGCAUGGCAGGACUGAAAGGGGGUGAGGUCCUUCCCCAAAUUGUUGUCAGAAAGCUGGAAGCAGCUUUUGUCCAAAACAGUACUCAAUGCUUGGGCAUUAUACUAUACAGCACCAAACCAAAAGCAUAAAACAAGAUUGUGGACAGGGGUGUUGCAUCUUUUUUUCCAAUAUGUAAUUUUGUACAAAAAUACAAAUACACAAACUUUCAAAAAUCCCAUCAGAUGGCAAACAUUCAUUCGUGUUGUCGAGGCACGGGACCAAGAUUCUAUUUCUGCACUGUUGUCGCCAUCAAGCGGACAUGCAACAUGACAAGUUGCAAUGCAUGUGAGUAUUAAAAAUAACUGCAAAGACAGCAAAUUGCAAGUAUUAAGUUGAGUAAAGAUAUACAACGUGCCUAUCUUUAUUUCUCUCAGGUUUCGUUGCACCCUCCCAUUCACAUGUUUGUUCAGCUUCCAGAAAAUCUGACAAACUGGACACUGUAGGACUUAACUAGCUUAACCCCAGAAGAUGGCAGUAGUGCAUCAAUAAGGAUGCAGAAGCUGUUUUUUCUUUUGAAGAGAGAUGCAAACCAGGUGCCCUGGAAGUUUUCAAAAUAUAUAUAUUUCAAAAUAAAAGUCAAGGCAAUAGAAUGACCGUAUGCAAGAAUAUGUUAUUUACAGUCCAUGAUGCAAGCACAUACCAGACUAACAAAUAAAUGAAUGAGUACAAAUAAAUAAAUCUGGGCCGAUGGGAGUCUGUUAGCAACAGUAGUUGACUAUAGGCGGUUUAAUAUUCAUUUAUCCAUGUACACAGAGAGAAUAAACUUUUCAAUUAAUCGCUUCAUUGUUUGAUGCAAUACAGUUCGUAGUACAGUUUAAUCAGUCAUUUUGUGUGUGCAAAGUUGUUGCUGUUAGCACUGAUAUUUAUGUUUCCACCGUAUUCCGUUGCUUGAGUGAACGCAGAGCAUAAAACGUGUAACGAGACACAGAGUAAACGUGUUUACCAUUUCUACCAGUAGAUAGCAGUGUAAGUGUAUUUGAACCAUAGAUUUAGUUCUAUUUACCUGUGUCUUUGUGAAUUAUCUAGGUUAUUGAUACAGAUGUAUUUAAUGCAGUUCGUUUCAUCUGAUAUUUGAUGUUGAUGAGUAAUUUGCAACCUAGUUAUAUACAUCAUGUAUUUCCUUGUUAUUUCUAUGUCAUUUCAGAACCAAACAUGGAAGAGUGAGCAUGUGUUGAUCAUGAGGCAAUAAAUAAUGACAGUUGAAAAACAAAGAGACAUUUGGUUUAUUCGUAUUAAGCAGCCUUCAGUGGACCUUGCCUCCGUUACCACCCAGUCAUAGCACCACCUCUGCUUCCCAUCUUUACCUUACAUUGCUAUAUCAUCACUGCACCAUCAUCACUGUCACUGUCAUCAUCAUUCAACCUCUAACCUGUUCUGUUGUAACUCUGCUGUCAGCGUCUUAUCAACUCUGACAAAAUCAUGUCAUCAUAAUGUCAGCAAUUUGGUCUAAAGAAUGAUUUAGCACUGUGCUUGUGUGUGAACACUGUUGUAGGAUUUGCCUCUAGGAGUUAUUGUACAAGAACAUGGAGAGCACAGCUAUACUCUCACAUUUCUAAUAUGUCUCACAAUGUUUUAUAGUCGUCAAAUGAUUGUUGUUUAGCGUUGUUGCCUGUUUUUAGCCGUAUGUCUAUCUCUGUGCAUUUAAAUAAGUAAUAUUCAUUUUAUGUGUACACACUUUACGCUAAUUCUGAUUAUAUAAUUAACAAUGUAUAGGGGUAUAGUUUGCAGAUCCUGUAAAACUGAGCAACAUGGCCAUUUAGUUCCCCAGGUUACAUGUCGGUCAUUAACAAAUCAGCAGGUCAUGACCUUCCUUAGAUAAGAGCAGUAGCUCACAUUUACUUCUAUAUGAUCCAAUGACAUCUGCACCCGUCUAGAUUAGCAAAGAAGGAAAAUCUUUGGUAUUUUCUAAUUCUGUAUGCCAAGCACAAGUUAAAUACUCCCCUAAAAGCAGAAACCUUCAGAAUUAGUUAUUGCAUUGCAUUGUGGUUACAUUCCUGUAUUUGACUUGUAUUGCUGUAUCUCAAUUCUUCUAAUUAUUCCAUCUGCAGUUAAUCUGCUCACAUGAUUUUGAUC
Anarrhichthys ocellatus (wolf-eel) is the source of this 7039-nucleotide messenger RNA. It is a transcript of the gene rhbdl3, whose product is annotated as rhomboid, veinlet-like 3 (Drosophila). The transcript is spliced from 8 exons. Bases 741 to 1955 code for a protein of 404 amino acids. NCBI's taxonomy places the organism in Eukaryota, Metazoa, Chordata, Actinopteri, Perciformes, Anarhichadidae. Gene Ontology annotation, molecular function: calcium ion binding; serine-type endopeptidase activity. The record is from RefSeq and is a predicted model, not a curated record. Gene Ontology annotation, cellular component: membrane.